CUUCAUCUGACAUGCCGCGCGCUGCACUGCACAUAUCGUAGACCCCUUUGGCACUACUUAGAACAGUGCCCCAAACGCGCCGCCACUGGAAAGAGGUAGCGCAGACCGCGUUCACACCAAGUGAGGGAAAGCAGGGCAAGACAACUGGAAGAAAACGACGGUAUACCAAUUGCCUGCGCGUCAAACUUUACACUGCAUCUCACCAGGCGCUGCCUGCUCUUUUGAACUCGCGGGCGCCCGCGCGCUGCGAGACGUGCUGCUGACUUUACAGGCCCGCGCAUGCUGAGGACCACAACCCCCGCAGACGCGGAUAGGAGUGAGGGGCUGCUCUGGAUCUGGGAACUCACUGCCGCCUGCCGAGGGCGGCGACGCUUUCACAAAGAAACAGAUGACAAACCCAGACCGCCGCAGAGCUGGUCUUCUUAACGCAGUGUGCCUCCGCGCAGCCCAGGAGACGGCGCCCCCGCUGGGCCCCACGGCGACGGGCCCUAGCCCCCACUGGGCAUCCCAAGCUUGACCUGCAAGCCAAAGGAACCCUGAGAUCGAGACGUCGUAUGUGUGGUCGCACCUAGCGUGUUCGCCCCGUGCGUGGCCCCAGAAACCUCGCGCACCGAUCUGGCCCGAGAUGCGCCGCAGGAAGAUGAGGUCGGGCACUCGCGCCGUGAGUUUUCGCCGUGCCGCACGUCGUCGCGACGUCGGAGCUGAGGGAAGAGCCCGCCGCAGGCGCCGACCUGCUCCAGCGAUGCGCUGCUGCACCAGCGGGGAAUCGGCGCCACCGCUGGGCCCCGCGCGACGGGCCGCGAUGCGCCGCCCCAUCGGGUUCCCACGGCACCGCGGGCGCGGUGUUCAGACCGCUGUUGCAGUACUAGUGAACCACCACCGUGCAAUAGAACCGAGAACCACACGCUUCCCAAGAACCAGAGCGCGCCACCCCUUCCUGUGAGGCAAAUCAGGCUCCCUUUCUUGCGAGGUGGGCGUGUACCAACUUGAUUGUCGAAUAGUCGAUAUGGUCAGGCAGAGACUCCUUGACAGCCUUGAUGCCUUCAGAGGCCGAUCCGAGCGCAGAUACAAUGGCGGCCUCGUCUGCAGGGACCACACCGAAUCUCGACCAGUCGUACGCACAGCCUGCGGCGAUGGCAUCGACAAGGUAACCAAUCACCGUGCCUAACUUUACCCCACGUAUUUCAGCGAUGCUGCGAACGGAGUGGCCUUCGUUGAACAAGCUGUAGACUUGCUGCUUGGCGGGCGCCAAAGGCUUCAGCUCAGCAGCGGCUGGUACAAGCUGGGGAGGACCAUCCUGCGACAAGGCUGGACUGGGCACUGACGCUCGAAGAGCACGCAUGUCCUCAAGAGCAGUUGGUGACCUGAUUUGCAUUUCUCGGAAACACCUCAGCCCGACCCAUGCAUCAGUUGCUGCAUAUCUAAGUUGCUUCUCAUUGAGCGGGUGAGCUUCCCAAUUUCCCAUUCGGAUCCGCUCAUCUUUAGAAAUAGAACCACCCAACAGUUCUUCACACAUCUUAGAAAGUGACACUUUGGCAUGAGCAACAUCAAGCGCGAAUCUCGCCAAGUCAUUUAGAUCCAGAAGGCCUCGAACAUGGAGUAGGCCUUCAUCCUUGCACAGCUUCUCUGCAUGUUGCAUGCCGCCCAUGGCAAGGAGCUGCUUCUCGCGCGAAGCAAGGCCAUCGUAGUCGCGCUCGAGCUUCCGGGCAUCACUAUCUACCCCAACACCAACUUUGAGCACAUCGGAUCGGCCGAGAAGGUCCUGCAAGCAUUGGGGAAUGCCACCAAUCUUGCUCAGCUGGAAGACUACGACGAGAUCUUCGACAGAAAGCUGCACAGUGGCCACCGCCGGCUGAGGCACGCCGCGCUGGAAGCUGGAACGCCACUCGAUAUCGAAGCCAAGCGCUGCCUGGCGACUCGGCAUUGCCUCUGCAAAAGAACUACUUCCAUGCGUCUGGCUCGGUUCCGGGCUGCUCUCAACUAAUGCGGCGACCAGCAAAUUGACUGCAUCCACGCUCUCCGCUGCACUGGUGACAUACAGUAACUGCCCCGUGUACAGUAUCUCGGGUGUCUGCUGCAAUCCAGUAUCGGGCCGCUGCCGUUUGGCUGCGGGCAUGUCUUGCGAAGAGCUCCCCAAAGACAUUGGACGGCAACACUUCUCCGACGUGCAGCGACGAAGACGACCCAAAUGGCUGAAUGUCAGUCUUGAGUCAAAAUGGCUAAAGACGGCGCGAUGUUCAAAA
This is a messenger RNA of Prorocentrum cordatum, 2243 nucleotides long. Lineage: Eukaryota; Dinophyceae; Prorocentrales; Prorocentraceae. The record is from the annotation of a GenBank genome assembly.